AAGGCGUGCACGUCUCAAAGUGGACUCCAACUCGAAGUACAUAAAACAGCUGGGGCCGCUGAGCUUUUAGAAGUCUUCACCACAGGACCUUCGUGCAAAUCAGAACUACUCCUCACAACAGCAUCUGACAGUGAUGAAGCGGAGCCAUCUCUUCUCCUGGGCCAUUGUGCUUGUUGCCUCUGGCCGCCUGCUGGCCCAUCCCAUCACAGAAUCUGCUGAAAUACCCUAUUCAGUACCAGUGGAGGAUCGAGUUAUCGGCACGUUGGAUGACGACUCUCUUCCUGAGCAAACGUAUUCCAGUUUUUUAUCCGGGGAACUUACCAGAGAUGGUAUCAGGACGAGUCUGCUGCCAAGAGGUCUCAAAAGAGAGGUCUUACUGGACAAACAAAGUCUUUUGAAACCUUACAGCCAUCUGCUGAGCAUCCGGAAGCAGUUCAGGAAGAGAAAUGGAAAUUCUGAGUGUUUCUGGAAGUACUGUGUCUAGAAGCUAACAUAUAGCACCAUGCAUGCAUUACAGUUGACUUUCAGCUAUCACACUUACACUUUAAUUUAGCCAAUCUAAGCUUUUCAAUUAAUUUACUGGAGGAUUUACUUCUAAACUUUUAAACUGUACAUAUUAAAACAUAAUUUUAGAUGUAAAAAUCAAAUGUUAUAAAGAAUAAAAAAAAAAGUAAACAUGACUGUUUGUUGUUGUGUAACACUUUGGGAAAAUGACAAUAAAAGUGAAGGACGAAGCAAAAACGGAUAGGAAAAUAGGAUCUCAAGUUUUCUUCAUUUUUUCCUUUUUUUUAUUAUUUUACAGCAGAAAGAA
This is a messenger RNA of Cyprinodon tularosa, 811 nucleotides long. Its product is annotated as urotensin-2-like. Gene Ontology annotation, biological process: blood vessel diameter maintenance; regulation of blood pressure. Gene Ontology annotation, cellular component: extracellular region. The transcript has 4 exons. Gene Ontology annotation, molecular function: hormone activity. The record is from RefSeq and is a predicted model, not a curated record. The coding region runs from base 134 to 484 and encodes 116 amino acids. NCBI's taxonomy places the organism in Eukaryota, Metazoa, Chordata, Actinopteri, Cyprinodontiformes, Cyprinodontidae.